CAAAAUGAUGACGUCCGUAUGAGGACUUCACGCUUGCGUACUGUGCGUGCAGCGCUGAUGCAAGAAAUUUUCGGUGCAGUAGUGUGGGACUGAUCGAGGGACAAAAAGUUAACAGAUUUCAGUCACUUUUCAGGCCGCAACAAUGUCAGGAGACGAGAUGAUUUUCGAUCCCAACAUGACCAAGAAGAAGAAGAAGAAGAAGAAGCCCUUCAUGCUGGAUGAGGAUGGAGGAGAAGGGAUGGGAGGAGAAGAGGCUAAAGAGGUGGAGGCAAAGGAAGCAGAACCAGAGGCUGGAGAAGACAGGGAGCUUGAUCUAGAUGAUGAAGAUGGCAGGAAGAAAGAGCCGUCUGAUGAUUUGAAUGACUUGAACUUCUUCAACCAAAAGAAAAAGAAGAAAAAGCCCAAAAAAGUAUUUGACAAUGAUAUCGAGGAGGGAUUAAAGGAGCUGAAAAUUGAAGGAGAGCAGAUGGAGGUGCUGGAGGAAGACAACCUAGACCUGAUGCUUCCUACCAAAAAGAAGAAGUCAAAGAAAGUGGACUUUGAUGAUGGAGAGACACUGGAGAAGGAUGACACGCUGGAAGAUGAUGAGGGAAAGAAUAAUGAUGGAAUCUCAUUCAGCUCCUCCACAGGACCGGCCUGGGCUGGCUCUGAAAGAGACUACACUUAUGAUGAGCUUCUGAAUCGAGUCUUCAACAUCAUGAGAGAGAAGAACCCGGACAUGGUGGCUGGAGAGAAGAGAAAGUUCGUCAUGAAGCCUCCUCAGGUGGUCCGAGUGGGAACCAAGAAAACCUCCUUCGUCAACUUCACAGACAUCUGCAAACUGUUGCAUCGUCAGCCUAAACAUCUCCUCGCUUUCCUGUUGGCUGAGCUGGGAACAAGUGGUUCUAUAGAUGGAAAUAACCAGCUUGUGAUCAAAGGCAGAUUUCAGCAGAAACAGAUAGAAAAUGUGUUGAGAAGAUAUAUCAAGGAAUAUGUGACGUGUCACACCUGCCGCUCCCCAGAGACCAUCCUGCAGAAGGACACUCGCCUCUAUUUCCUGCAGUGUGAAACGUGCCACUCCCGCUGCUCCGUCGCCAGCAUCAAGACCGGUUUCCAGGCUGUGACGGGCAAGAGGGCGCAGCUCCGCGCCAAAGCCAACUAAAGACCAUCGAAACUGGGCUCCCUCUCCUCGGCCUCCGCUUUUUCCCCUGAGAAGGGCUGAUGCUGGAGUUGGACGCCCCCUUGAUUUGCUGAAAGGACUCUCUGAAUCGAACUGCGGGAGGGUUUGGCUGUUGUUUAGUUGUGUCAUGGCCUGACUGAGCAGGGAGUGAGAGAGUAUUUAAAGGUGACAGAUGGGGUUCAGACACUGUAAGCAGAUGAUGUAUAUCUCACAUACUGUUGGAUGCAUUUGAUUUGUUGUCAGGCUGAUGAACCCUCCACCUCCUAGGUAUUUUGUUUUUUGUUAUUUUUUUUUCCCAUCUGCUGUGAUUCUUGAUUCCUGCAAGAAAACCCUGAUUUAAUAUGGCUUGAAUUCUUCCUCAUUGUUUUUUCUCCAACUUUACAUAGCCCAGACAUGAAUAUUUCUCCAGAUAAGGAAAACAUUUCUCUAUUCAACCAGCAAAGUUAUAGUUAAGCUAAGUUCAUCUACAGUAACAGAGCUUAAGUGCUCAGACAUUUGUAGCCAUGUGGCUCAUGUAGUCUCCUCUUUAUUCUUGAAUUCCACCUUGCUUUAAUGAAAGGCUGUGUUCCUCUUUCUGGUCUGCCCCUAAAUCACAAAAGUGCCAGUUUAGGAUUUUCUGCCCUAGCUAAUCAAGGAUAAAAAUAAGUGACCUGGCUGGAAAAUUUGCCACUGUGACUAGUCUGUGACAGGCCCGAAACACACCUCCUUUUGAUCAUUUCACAGCAAAAGAUGACCAGUCUAACGGUUGAUUAAGUGGAGAGUACUUUUUCAACCGAAGACUUAGAGAUACGAUGUGUGCAAGUGGGUACUUCAUUAGUUCUUCCUCAUGACUAACAUAUUUUAUCAAACAUUUGAGAUUUGAUUAGAAGGAUGUGAAAAUUAAUAUGGUUCACGUUGUCCAGAAGAGCAGGUUUCUUGAGCAAAUUCCAGUGCCCCAACACCAACACCCAAAUGCAUCUGAGCAGAAACCUCGGAUCAGCCUGCUCAUGUGUGAUUCAAGAAAUUUACACCACAAUCUAGCCAUAAUGGGAAGAGUUUUGGUCCAGUGAUACUGGAUGCACAAUAUUGGUUAUGUUAUUGUUAGAGAAGAAUGUGAUAAGAAGGUCUGGUUUGAAUCAUUUUAAAAACCUGGUUUUUACAAAAAUAAAAUAUUCUGCUCUCUCUCUCCA
Scatophagus argus is the source of this 2328-nucleotide messenger RNA. RefSeq names its product eukaryotic translation initiation factor 2, subunit 2 beta (gene eif2s2). Gene Ontology annotation, molecular function: translation initiation factor binding; translation initiation factor activity; mRNA binding. The coding region runs from base 143 to 1141 and encodes 332 amino acids. Gene Ontology annotation, biological process: formation of translation preinitiation complex; formation of cytoplasmic translation initiation complex; translational initiation. Lineage: Eukaryota; Metazoa; Chordata; Actinopteri; Scatophagidae. Gene Ontology annotation, cellular component: eukaryotic translation initiation factor 2 complex. The record is from RefSeq and is a predicted model, not a curated record. The transcript is spliced from 9 exons.